AGACAGCAGAGAGCGUCACCGGCGUGAGGCAGGAGAUAGCGGGCGCUGAGGAGACCACCGGGCAUAGAGACCGCAGCCGGGCAACUCUCAGUCACAUUACACACCCGCCUGUGCUAACGCUCCGACCUGCGUCCACAUUGACGCAUUACUAAGGUUCGCAGGUCCGACCGGUUGCUCGGGAGGAUUUUGUUUUGUUUAGCCGGUUUCAACUAUCCUAGAUCGGGAAGGCCAGGGGAGUGCGCGUCCCGGGGCUGACCGGUACCACGAGUGACGUCACGGGCAGCGCCCCGCCCAGGCGGAGACCACCUACCGCUAUGGCGGCCCAGCUCCGCGCUGUCUGCCUACUGCUCCUGCUCCCUCUGGCUCUAGCAGAUACGCAGCUGCCAUGUGAGGGCUUCGAGGUAGUUGAGGGCAUGGGCAUGGACAGGGCACAAUUGGAGUACCCCUCUCAAAUUGGGGUGAAGAUUCUGGAGACUACUGAGGAGGCGGAAGAGGAUUGCUGGGCCCAUUGCUGUCACCGUGACAACUGUAGCAUGGCCACCAUGUCUGGGGGCAAGUGCCACCUAAUCAGGUGCACCUUUCAGGGCUUCAACAUGUGCGAGCUGAGCCAGCAGCAGGGCACCAGGAGCCUUAGGAAGGUCAAUAUCGGCGUCCAGCCUAAGCAGGAAGAUUUCUGCCUGCCUGAAGCCGAAACUGGAAAGUGCAAAGCGUCAUUUACAAGAUGGUGGUAUGACCCCAAGACAGAGACCUGUAAAAACUUCACCUAUGGAGGCUGCCCUGUAAACCUGAACAACCAUAUUGAGGAAGAAGAAUGUAUGAAGAAAUGUAGUGGGGUACAAGCUGUGGAGACCAUAAACAUUGAAUCACCGCCCAAACGCUUGGUGGCCGCCAGUUCUCGUGUAGGAUUUUGCACAGACCCUAAGGAGGUUGGCCGUUGCAGAGCUGCUUUCCCUAGAUGGUACUUUGAUGCGGAAUCCAUGUGUUGUCAUAGUUUUACCUAUGGUGGCUGUGGAGGCAAUAAAAACAACUAUAUGACUGAGCAGGACUGUCUGAACAAGUGUGUGGUGGCUCACGAUGAUGAUGAUGAGGGCUCCAUAGAUAACAGUAUUCUACAUCACCCAAUAGCUGCUGUGGUGCUGCCCAUCCUACUUGCCAUACUCGUUGCCGCACUGCUUGGUGCCAUGAUUAUGUUCUUUGUGAAGGUGGCGAAGAAGAAUCGGCAGAACGCCAACCUCCGAGCCAUGUGGCACCCGAUUGAUGACAAGGAGUGCCUGGUGAACAGUGCCUACACUCUGUAAAGUGUAGAAGUAGAGGAAACCGUCGCACUCCAUAGUAUACCAAAGCCUAGAACCGAAUUCCUAGCACACUGUUACUGUACAUAACAUGUAAAGCCUAGACUGCACAGCUUCCAUUAAAAUAUGAAAUUCCUAGGUUUAAGCAUUGAAACCAAAAAUCCUUUAUUUUACUUUGCAAAAAACAGAUUAAGGAUAAUUUCCCCCCUGGCAAACAAAUAUUCUGUUUUUAUUGCACAUUAUAUUCAUCCCCUGUUUUUAAGUUUAAUCAUAGCAAGAAGUUUUAUUAGCCUGAUUUAAUUUGUAAGUGUAUUAGACUAUGAUCUAUUUAGUGACUUAAAGGGUUGUUUUUUUUUUCUUUUUUUUUUUCUUUGUGUAUAUGGAUCUUUCUUCCAAGAGCACAGAAAUGACUCCAGGCUGUAACUGGUGCCUGAUUGCUGUGGGAGGUCACAGUGGUGUAAGGGCCCCUCAUUAGGGCACCAGUGACAGAAUUGAAGAUGGUAUUAAACUGCAGGGUCUCAUGGGGAAUGGGUAGAGAAACAAGUGUUGUGGUUACAAGAAAUCUUUCUGCGCUUAUGCCAGGGUCUGGGAUUUCUAAUUUAUGCGGGGGAAUCCCACUCAGGGAAGUUGUGAAAAUGUUUGUUUUAUUAUGGAGACUGUCACUCGAUAAAAAGUAAGCAUACGGACAAUAUCUGGGGAAGUCGCAUUCUCAGUAAUAUACAAUACACCAGCAGGCAGGGUCUUGCAUGGGCUUUAAAUGAGCCAGUCAUUUUGGAGUUAUCCUGAGGAUGUUAAAUUUAGCUGUGGUACCAUCCCGCUCCAAACAGGGCACCACAACACACUGUUUGAGAACCACUGAUCUAUACCAUGUCUGCAUUUUUCCUGGGGGGAAUAAUUGUUUUAUAAGCUACGUAUCUUGAACAGGUGUAGAAGAGCUGUCCAUGACUUCAUCUGUAUAUCUUAUAGUGAGGGUGUACAUGCUUGUGAUUUAGUCUCUCCUCGGGAUUAAUCAGGGGACCUGUACAAUUUUAUAUAUUGGUGAAAUGGACUUGAUAAAAUAAUCUUUCACAAACUUUCCUUCACUCCUCGGCAUCAGCUCACUCUUAUGCACUAAGCCGUUAUCUGUACAAUAUUGAAAUGUUUUUAUGAAUAAAAUCUGAGAACCUGA
Molecule: messenger RNA, 2460 nt
Organism: Pseudophryne corroboree (corroboree frog)
Lineage: Eukaryota; Metazoa; Chordata; Amphibia; Anura; Myobatrachidae
Gene: SPINT2
Product: serine peptidase inhibitor, Kunitz type 2
Exons: 6
Coding region: 315-1298 (327 amino acids)
Molecular function (GO): serine-type endopeptidase inhibitor activity
Source: RefSeq, a predicted model, not a curated record